AUGGCGGACCAAGCGAGCAGGAGAGUCACUCAACCGAGUGCUGGUUAUCCACAGUUUUCGUUAACAAAACAACGCUUUGACCAGAAAACAUACAGUGGAAGACUACUGCGAUGUUUUGAGGUGACAGAUCCUCGAUCUCUCUUUACUAAAGAGUCCAAACUGCAACAUUCCAUUCAACUGCUGAAUGAUUUCCAAAAAGGACUUCACAAUAAAAAUGUCACAGAUAAAGAGCUUUGGGAAGCAAAAAGAAUCAAGGAGGCCAUUAUCCAUCCAGAUACAAAUAAAAAGAUAUUGAUGCCUUUUCGGAUGUCAGGAUAUGUUCCAUUUGGAACCAUUACAGUUGUUGGUAUGUUACUUCCGGCACCUAGUCUUAAAACAGUUAUAUUUUGGCAGUGGAUUAACCAGAGCCACAAUGCCCUUGUAAACUAUUCCAACAGAAAUGCMAGUAAGCCAACUCCAAUCAGCAAAUUUCUGUUGAGUUACACAGGGGCUAUUACUAGCGCUGUUACAAUAGCUGUUGGCUUAAGUAACUUGAUAAAAAAGACAAAUUUCUCAAAUCCAAUGAUAAAAAGCCUUGCUCAGAGAUUGGUGGCAUAUCCUGCAACAGCUACAGCCAACAUCUGUAACAUAGUGUUAAUGAGGAACCAGGAACUGUUCACUGGUAUUGAUGUAAAGGACAAGGAUGGUAACAUCAUAGGAACAUCAAAAAUUGCUGCAAGAAAUGCAAUAUUUGAGACAGCUUUGACCAGGAUCUUCCUACCAGCACCAGUCUUGAUUAUACCAGCAUUGGUUAUGGCACCAUUAGAAAGGACUCAUUUCCUGAAAAUCCGUCCCAAACUCCAUUUACCGGUUCAAGCCGCAGUGUGUGUUGUCGUGUUCGGUAUUGCACUGCCGUUUGCAAUUGCAAUGUUUCCUCAAGAAUCCCAGAUAUUAACAACAGAUUUGGAACCAGAAAUACAAUCCAACACAUUGGAGACUAUGUUGUAUUACAAUAAGGGACUUUGAAUAAUCAACGAAUGGCACCGACGUCAAGAAAUGUUGGUAAAACUUUACACAAUAUUUUCAGAAUCGAUUCUUUA
This is a messenger RNA of Actinia tenebrosa (Australian red waratah sea anemone), 1079 nucleotides long. RefSeq names its product sideroflexin-5. Gene Ontology annotation, molecular function: monoatomic ion transmembrane transporter activity. Gene Ontology annotation, biological process: mitochondrial transmembrane transport; monoatomic ion transport. Gene Ontology annotation, cellular component: mitochondrial inner membrane. NCBI's taxonomy places the organism in Eukaryota, Metazoa, Cnidaria, Anthozoa, Actiniaria, Actiniidae. The record is from RefSeq and is a predicted model, not a curated record.